This is a messenger RNA of Laccaria bicolor S238N-H82, 2469 nucleotides long. RefSeq lists its product as uncharacterized. Lineage: Eukaryota; Fungi; Basidiomycota; Agaricomycetes; Agaricales; Hydnangiaceae. The coding region runs from base 28 to 2469 and encodes 813 amino acids. The record is from RefSeq and is a predicted model, not a curated record. The transcript is spliced from 14 exons.
UGCAAGGUUGCUGUAGAGCCGCUCUUCAUGGAGGCUGUUCCUCCCCCAUACACCUCUACGACCACCUCAGGGUUACCAAGUAAUGCCCCGCCACCAAGCUAUACUUUUCCAACCAGCUUUACAAUUGGGGGGACACGGACGGAUUCACUCCUUGUUGAUAUCCCACACGUUCAAGGACACCUUGCUCUACUGCAUGCUUUCGCGCAGCUGAGAACCGAAAUUGAGGUUUCGGAGGUUUCGCUAACAGGUACAAAGAUACCUGAUAUGCCCGCCGAUAAAGAGAAACGAUGGGCUUGGUUUGUUGCGCUGGCUGUGGAACGCUUUGAUCGAUGGUGCCAGAAUUUGAAACCGGAGGAUGCAGCUAAACCUAUCAGCGAGAUUCUCCCACCUGUGGACGUAUUAAUGGUUUGGCACUCCUAUAUGUUGAAUCCGCGGUGGUAUGCAGAAGAUUGCUUGCGUCUGCCGCCGUGUCAGAACUUGAACUUGGUUGGCCUGACGUUCUCGGCCGCACUUGAGAAUAUCGGGCCUCUCCUAACCCUCUCUCCAUCCCGGGAAAGAGUUCAACUUUGGGAAACCAGAUGUUCCCUGCCCUUCAACUAUCGCGAAUCGGCGGCUGAGAUGAGGGACAAGAUCCUGACAUGCCCGCGCUGCUCGCACCCAAUUUCUACAAGAUUGAUGAAUGAAGCAGGGACUGGGUAUUUCCAGCAAGGAUUCGCUGUACAAUGCACGAGAAAAGACUGUGACUCUCCGAUACUUACGAAAGAACGCCUUGCUCUCAAGAAGCUUGCGGCGGACAUUGCCCGUCAGGGAACGACGGUUGAAGCUUGUCUCCCCGGUACCGUUCUUUCCACCACUGCAGAAUCAAAUUUGGAGGCAGGUAAGAGGAUCAAAUUGUCUGCGCAGAAACUCUCUUGGUCAAGAGUAGAGGCGGCCGAGAAGCCAACAUCCGGUGUUGAUGAAGAUUUGUGUUUCGCACUGAUGAAAGAAGCCGAUUUUUUUCUUCCCAAGCUCCGAGCGAAAUUAGGAAGGCAACCGAUAGUCCGCCGGAUCAUGAGUGCAUAUAAUGACGAUAAAAUCUACUCUGUAGAUCUUGUUGGUGCAGUGCUCCGUCAAGGAACAUUUGUUUUCAAGAUGGUUGACCUGGGGUGGACUCAACCGGGAUUUUUUGACAGUGCAGAGGAUAAAGUUGCUCUGCAGCACGCAAUUGCGCGUUACCACGCGUAUGUUUAUUUUGCUUCAAAAUCCAAACAAGUCAUGGAUCUUACCCUUCUUUCCUCUAGAUUCAUGGAUCUUAUGACGACCUCGCCUGCGUCUUUCUUUGUUCCUACCCUUGAUAUUGAUCUCGUGUGGCAUACUCAUCAGCUCAUACCCCAUAAAUACGGAGCUGAUUGCCAACGUUACGUGAAGCGGUUCAUUGACCACGAUGAUAAAGUAGAGAAUGUACAACUUGCGGCCGCCUUUGACAUAACGUGCAACGCGUGGAAGGAACGCUUCAACGUCAAAUAUACCUACUGCGGCUGUCCUCUUCCAGGGGAUACUAUCGGACAGAGGCUUUCUCGUCUAAUUAGUUUGACUCCCACACCCCAGCCGCCAUCACAGCUCGUACCCCCGGACCGCCCGGAUCUUCUCGCUGCAACGCAUGCCAGUGACCAUAACGCGGUUCAUUUUAAGCCCAAAAAUAAACGCGCACAUAUGAUCUCGGUACUCCGUUAUUCGCGGGCCACGCAGAAGCGCCAGAAGGUCCUCGCGAAAGCGGCCAAGGCAGCGCAGAAGGCGGCUAAGAAAGGGAGGGGUUUGCCAGCGUAUCGCGCGACGGUACCCUCCCACGCCGGGGCUUUCCUUAUUCCUGUACCAUUGGUUUUUGGUGGUUAUGGUGGUUAUGGCGGCGCUGGCCUUGGAGGAUGUGUGGCUACUGGGGCCAUUGUUGCUUGUGGGGGAGGAAUCACUGAUGUAUGUUAUAUGUUAUUGAGAGGAUACGUCACUAACUUAUAUAUGAUGAUCAGAGGAACGGUGCUUGUUCGAGUGCCGCUGGGUGUGGAGGGUGCGGAGGAGGUGGCUGCGGGGGAGGUGGAUGCGGGGGAGGUGGAUGUGGCGGAGGUGUGUCCUCGGGCGGGUGCGCAGGAGGUGCAGGAUGCACGGGUGGAGCCGUGGGUGGGGGAUGCGGUGGAGGGGGCGGAUGCGGUGGUGGUAAUGGGUGUGGUGGUGGUGAUGGUGGUGGCGGCGGAUGUGGUGGCGGAGGGGGAUGUGGUGGAGGAGGGGGAUGUGGAGGAGGAUGUGGAGGCGGUGCAGUCACCUGAAGUUGUUCAUCCUUCCCAGAGCAUACUGUUCUGCGGAGCCCGGACCGAGAUUUGCCUUGUGACGUCCGUGACUGAGCUACAUUGCUUGCCACUGGCCUCGACGUUGUCGAGCAAGAUCCUGAACACUGUAUAUCUUCAAAGCUUUUCGUUUGAUGAGAUUGACAUCGUCUAA